Fimicolochytrium jonesii is the source of this 780-nucleotide messenger RNA. RefSeq lists its product as uncharacterized. The record is from RefSeq and is a predicted model, not a curated record. The transcript is spliced from 3 exons. Lineage: Eukaryota; Fungi; Chytridiomycota; Chytridiomycetes; Spizellomycetales; Powellomycetaceae. The coding region runs from base 1 to 780 and encodes 259 amino acids.
AUGUGGGGACCUUCUAGAAUUGGCGCGUUCCGGCGACUGGGAACAACGGGGAAGGGGAAGACAAGCGAAGUUUACGGUGCUGACUGGCAAACCCAAGGUUGGGAAGAAACGGGUCGCCCCCCAGAGAAAAAUGCAACUGAAAAAUCCAAGGAAACCCAGCGCCCACCUCGAGGCUCCGGCGACAAGGGCGAGGGCCCCCCUCCCGAGCGCGCACCGUUGAUUCAACUGAGCCCGGCCCACAUGGCGACACAGGUCUCAUUCAAUCGGGCCAUUCACCUCGAGUUUCCACACGACCUCUUUAUUCCUGCAUCGAUGGGCUUUACGCGCUCGGAGGAUGGCUCCCUUGUCUGGCGGGUUAUACUGCCCCUACCAUUCAAAAAGGUGCCAGCGGGGAUUGGGCUACGGGUUGCCUUCCCUACCGACCGUGAUGGGCAAGCUCAAACAGAUGUUUCCCUGACAUCCCACCUUGAGCAGCUGCAAGCUGGUCACCUCAACGACCUCAAUAUCUGGGGCGAAACCGAGCGGCAACCCGCGCCUGCACAUCCAAGCUCCUUGCGAAGGGACGUUGCAAAUAAAAGUUACCCACAACGAGCGGAGCCCAAGAAGCGGACAAUGUGUGGAACACGGGGCAGUCAGAAAGUGGACACGGCAACAAGCAAGCCUACGCAGGAACUCCCCGACACCGAGUUUGAACCUACAGAGGAUAUCGUCACACCUCCUUCCCACACCUGUCCAGAGCCGAAAGGGGUGCCUCUGAAAGAGCGAGUUGGGAUCCACUAA